UGUGACCAUUGGGGAUCGAGUUUGCGCGCAAAAUUGUCUGCCCGUGCAAAAGUGCAUUUUUGUUCCCGACUUGAAUCCUAUCGGACAUAAAACGCAUACCUCCUUAUUACCACCUACGCAUAUACGAAAAUACAAUACGACAAUCCGAAUCUCGUAGUGCACAAAUCUCUCCAUGGUGACAUGCAAAUUUGCGCACCCAUUUAAGAAGGUUUAAUGGACAACGUUAGCACUUCACAGAUAUUUCAUUCAAACAAACAGAUGAUUUACGAUGACGUGCCUUAAUUGAGUCGAAGGCAACAGAGAUUUCCUGUGAAGAUGUCUUACGAAUUGGUGGUUUUAUUUAUGCUCAUCGUUAGUUACAAAGCGGCUAAAAUUGAAGAUGAUAGAUCCGAAUGUAAUCAAUUCUCCAACUACUUGGAUAGACUUUUGUGCGAGGUGAGAGAGAAUUCGCAAUUGAAUAAACAUGUUGUUAAGAGGGAUUUGAAUGCUACUUAUUCGAUUAAUGAAACGAACAUUCGGAUCAUUGACGAGGAGGAGUACCUAAAGCAAAUUGAGGCUUUUAUAUACCCGAAAGUCUGGACGUGGGUGCUCAUAGGAUGCCAUGGACUGGUCUUCGUUGCUGGAUUAAUUGGAAACACGUUGGUUGUGGCUGCUAUAAGACGCAACCGCAGAAUGAGGACUUUUACUAAUUACCUGAUCGUUAAUUUGGCUGUGGCCGAUUUCUUGGUGCUCAUUCUAUGUCUACCACCUAGUGUCAUUUGGGACGUCACUCUUACAUGGUUCUUUGGCACUAUAGUGUGCAAAGUUGUCUUAUAUCUACAGACUGUUUCUGUAACUAUAUCAGUAUUAACACUGACUUUCAUCUCCGUGGACAGAUGGUAUGCAAUUUGCUCUCCGCUGGAAUUUAAAUCGACUACACGACGAGCCAGGACUGCAAUCCUUGUCAUCUGGAUUUCAUCUCUAAUAUUUGAUAUUCCCGAGUUGGUCGUGUAUUCCUCUCGCCCGAAUGCCAAUGUCGAAAUCGAGACAAUCUAUUUCACAGAUUGUGCGCCUUCGUGGUCGAAAGCGACGGAGACUAAAUGGGCCGGUCUCAAGUUCUUCCUGCUCUAUGCCAUCCCAUUAUGCUUUAUGACCUUCACUUACACCAAAAUCAUCAUGGCUUUAUGGCAGUCUGGCCACUCUCAUCAGAAAAUUAAAUCUGUGGAUAACAGCCGCUGCAAUUUUUCGAUGGCAUCAAAUAGCAGCACCAGAGCACAACUGAGGUCUCGCAAGAGUGCAGCCAAAAUGCUCGUCUCCGUUGUAGGAAUGUUCGCUAUCUGUUAUUUCCCUGUGCACUUACUCACCAUCCUCAGGUUGACGAAUGGUUUGCAGAAUUCUGACCUGAACCGUGUACUUUCGAUGCUGUCGCACUGGUUGUGUUAUGCCAACAGCGCCGUAAAUCCAAUUAUCUACAACUUCAUGAGCAGUAAGUGCUAAAAUUUUAUCGGCGCUAUAAAAGUUCAAUGCAAACGGAAACUUUACCGUUCCUGCUUAUAUACAAUUUGAAUAUCCUGCUUGGAAGUUACCUAACAAGCGUACUCGGCAAAAGAAACGGUGAACUUGGCAUUUUUUUUAAAUAAUUCAAGUAGGUGUACAUUGUACACAUUC
This is a messenger RNA of Nicrophorus vespilloides, 1647 nucleotides long. RefSeq names its product orexin receptor type 2-like. The record is from RefSeq and is a predicted model, not a curated record. Gene Ontology annotation, biological process: feeding behavior; G protein-coupled receptor signaling pathway. Gene Ontology annotation, cellular component: membrane. The transcript has 6 exons. NCBI's taxonomy places the organism in Eukaryota, Metazoa, Arthropoda, Insecta, Coleoptera, Silphidae. Bases 316 to 1476 code for a protein of 386 amino acids. Gene Ontology annotation, molecular function: orexin receptor activity.